Messenger RNA from Triticum aestivum (bread wheat), 3321 nucleotides. RefSeq names its product receptor-like protein EIX1. The record is from RefSeq and is a predicted model, not a curated record. The coding region runs from base 102 to 3089 and encodes 995 amino acids. Gene Ontology annotation, molecular function: protein binding. NCBI's taxonomy places the organism in Eukaryota, Viridiplantae, Streptophyta, Magnoliopsida, Poales, Poaceae. The transcript is spliced from 2 exons.
GUUGGAUUUACAUAUACACCACCCAUACAUGGGGUGUCCUGCACCAAGAAAAACAUAUAGCCAACCCUCAGAAGGAGGAAGAAGAAGAAGAUCAUACAUCCAUGGAAAAAGCAUCCAUGGACACACUUCACUUCUCCUGCAUCCAAAUAGCCAUAGCCUUAGUCUUGUUUACUCAAGCCAAGAGCACCACAGAGGGCAGCACAUCUGCCCUGCAUCCAAACGAUGCGAUCCCCAGCUGUGUUGCCGGUGAGAGGUCUGCCCUUCUGGCCUUCAGGGCAGGUCUAUCAGACCCUGCCAACCUCCUUCCAUCAUGGAAGAGUGAUGCCUGCUGCCGAUGGAAGGGCGUCUACUGCAGCAACAGGACCGGCCAUGUUGUCAGGCUCGAUCUCCAAGGCCCUGGUUACGGAAGCAGCGAUGAGAGUAGGAAGGUGCUAGCAGGCAACAUAAGCUCCUCGUUGCUCGGUUUACGGCAUCUACGCUAUCUCGACCUCAGCAAGAAUGGGUUUGACAAGAUACAAAUACCAGAGUUCAUGGGUUCUCUCCAUCAGCUGAGAUAUCUCGACCUAUCAUGGUCACAGUUCAUUGGAAGGAUACCACCGCAGCUGGGUAAUCUCUCCAACUUACACUACUUAAAUCUUGCGUACAACUCAGAUGGCAUAUACUCCACUGAUAUCACCUGGUUGUCACGGUUAACUUCCGUUGAGCACCUGGACAUGAACUGGGUGAACCUCAGUACAAUUCUACACUGGCUUCCGGUUGUGAACAUGCUUCCAACUCUUAAAGUUCUCCGUCUUGCCAAUUGCCAGCUUAGAAGUAGCCCUGAUUCUCUUCCACUCUCAAACCUGACAUCUCUUGAAACACUAGACUUUUCAGGCAACCACCUGACUGUGGAGCUUGAUUUAUCAUAUGGCCCUUUUCCGGACGAGAUAGGAAAUAUGACCUCGAUUGUGGAGCUUGAUUUAUCAGACAAUAACCUUGUGGGCAUGAUACCAUCCAACAUGAAGAACCUAUGUAAUUUGGAGAGAUUAGAUUUUUCUAUGAACAACAUCAACGGGAGUAUAGCAGAGUUAUUGCAUCGAUUACCAAACUGUUCACAGAAUAAACUACAGGACUUGUCUCUAUCGGACAACAAUCUGACUGGAAGCCUACCAACUACACUAGUAGAGCCCUUGAGAAACCUGAGCUGGCUGAAUCUUGAUGGGAACAAACUCACUGGUCAUGUCCCGGUGUGGAUAGGAGAGCUCACACAGCUAACAAAUCUGGAGCUUAGUUCUAACAACCUGGACGGGGUCAUACAUGAAGGUCAUUUAUCAGGUCUAGGUAUGUUGGAGGAAUUGACAUUAUCAGACAACUCCAUAGCCAUCACUGUGAGCCCAACUUGGGUUCCUCCUUUCAGUCUAGGAACAAUUGAACUUCGGUCCUGUCAGCUAGGGCCUAAAUUCCCCAUGUGGCUUAGAAGGCAAACACACUUAUGGAAUCUUGAUAUAUCAAACACAAGCAUAAAUGACAUGGUACCAGGUUGGUUUUGGAUAGCAGCUUCCUCAGUAGAGUAUCUAAAUAUUCGAAAUAAUCAGAUUACAGGAUUCCUACCAUCAUCAAUGGAAUUUAUGAGAGCAGAAGUCAUGGAUUUCAGUUCUAACCAGCUUGGUGGUCCAAUACCUAAGCUUCCCAUCACUCUAAUCGACCUGGAUCUCAGUCGGAACAAUCUAGUUGGGCCACUACCAUUAGACUUUGGAGCACCAGGGCUUGAAAAACUAUUUCUAUAUAACAACAUGAUCUCUGGGGCCAUUCCAUCUUCUUUGUGCAAGUUGCGAUCAUUGCGGUCAUUAGAUCUAUCAAGAAAUAACCUCAAUGGAUCAAUUGCUGAUUGCCCAGUCAAUGAGUCCAGCUCAAACAUGACAGAUCUGAGCAUUGUUAAUCUAAGCUUCAGAAACAACAACCUCUCUGGUGAAUUUCCUUCACUUCUCCAGAAAUGUCCACGACUCAUCUUUCUUGAUCUUGGACAUAAUCAAUUCUCUGGGGCUUUACCAGCAUGGAUUGGGGAGAAGCUAUCAUCUUUGUCAUUCUUACGACUGAGAUCCAAUAUGUUUUAUGGUCACAUUCCAGACGAGCUUACGGAGCUUGUUAAUCUUCAAUACUUGGACCUUGGCUACAACAAUAUUUCAGGGAGCAUACCGAGAUCUAUUAUCAAUUGCACAGGCAUGACACAAACAAGAGACAAUGAUGAUCUUGGGGAUGCAUUCACUUCUGGAGUAUAUUCUGCUGGCAGUGACCUAGUUGACUAUACUGAGAAUUUCACAGUACUCACGAAAGGUCAAGAGAGAUUAUAUACAGGAGAAAUCAUAUAUAUGGUGAAUCUUGAUUUAUCCUGUAAUAAUCUUAUGGGAGAGAUCCCUGGAGAAAUCAGCGCUCUUGUAGCAUUGAAGAGCCUGAACUUAUCAUGGAACAACUUCAAUGGAAAUAUCCCUGAGAAUAUUGGCGCCUUAAUGCAGGUGGAGUCACUUGACCUAUCACACAAUGAUUUGUCCGGUGAAAUCCCUUCAAGCUUAUCGGCUCUCACAUCAUUGAGUCGCCUGAACCUGUCCUACAACAAUCUGGGAGGGAAGAUACCAACUGGAAAUCAGCUGCAAACACUCGAAGACCCGGCCUAUAUUUAUAUUGGCAACCCCGGCCUCUGUGGUCCUCCUCUCUCCGUAAAUUGUUCGUCACAGCCCGAGCCAAUUCCAGGAGAAAACCACGGAGAUGCAAGCGACGACUUGGUUUCGCUUUUCCUAGCCAUGGGCUCUGGAUAUGUGAUGGGUCUCUGGUUGGUCUUCUGUACCUUCUUAUUCAAGAGGAGAUGGAGAGUUUCAUGGUACUUGCUCUGUGACAGCCUGUAUGAUUGGGUUUAUGUGCAUGUGGCUAUUACCUGGAGUUCCUUGAGAGAUAAGGACGAUGAAACUGGUGAUGGCAAGGAUGAUGAUAACAUGGCAGGUGAUGGAGCUGAUUCUGAUUUUGUUCUGGCCUGCAAGAUGUUCAAUUCUGCAAGAGCAAUAGUUGAGAAGAACCCAGACAACACAAUGGAGGGAAAAUCGAAGUCUUUGCUCUAGCUGAGGUCUCCAUGUAAUAGGUGGUCUCUGUUUUGUUUGUUUUGUCCUGCAUGUAACCAUUGGAUCUUGGAUGGUUUUUACAGAUGACAUAGACUGCUCGAUUGAUUACUGCUUCAAAGGUUCAGCUCUCUUGGAUUAUUCGAUUGAGCCUGACCAUUGUCGAUUUGUCGAACUGUGUCCUCCCUGUGGUAAUGACUGUCAGUUGUCUGCCUCUGCUUUAUAGUAGUAUAAC